GUCAAGGCUUCGACGCUCGAACCACCACAGAUAGCACUACAGGGAAAUGGCAGAAUGGGGUAAGGGGCCACUGACAAGUAAUUUAAUCCUGGUCCCUUUUCGGUUGCCCUGCACGUUGAGGUUGGUUUUGUGCUAAAAGGUAAAAGGUUAAAGGAAAUUUGCUUGACCAGCAAUACUUUCCCCUGAAGAAGCCCGAUCCCGACUCUUCGUCUGUCAACAUCAACGUCGGCCCAUAUCCUGAAGAAAAAAAAGAAACAUCAAACCGACCAAUCUCAUCAUAUCCCGAGUUCAGAAUUGAACUUCUUUCUUGGGUUCAUCUCUAUAAAUCCAUCUCUGUUCAUUGCUUAAGUUGUUUCACCUGACUUAAUAGCUACCCACCACCCUUUAAUCAUCACCGCCAACAUGCCUCCUGCUGCUGCCACCGCCGAAAGCGCGUCGCCAAUUGGCAUUGCCAAUUUGCCAAACCAGCGACAUAAGAUUGUUGCUAAGCGAGGUGCUGCUUUUACUAUCAUGGUUGCUGGUGAAUCGGGAUUGGGAAAGACUACCUUCAUCAACACCCUCUUUUCCACCACCAUCAAGAACUAUGCCGACCACAAGCGACGACACCAGAAGCAGGUUGACAAGACCGUCGAGAUUGAGAUUACCAAGGCCGAGCUGGAGGAGAAGUUCUUCAAGGUCCGCUUGACCGUUAUUGACACUCCCGGAUUUGGAGAUUACGUGAACAACCGAGAUUCGUGGAUGCCCAUCAUCGAGUUCUUGGAUGACCAGCACGAGUCCUACAUGCUUCAGGAGCAACAACCCCGCCGACAGGAUAAGAUCGAUCUUCGUGUCCACGCCUGCUUGUACUUCAUCAGACCCACCGGCCACACCUUGAAGCCUCUGGACAUUGAGGUUAUGAAGAGACUUUGCUCCAGAGUCAACCUGAUUCCCGUCAUCGCCAAGGCUGAUACCUUGAGCCCUAUUGAUCUUGCCAAAUUCAAGGCCAAGAUCCGUGCCGUUAUUGAGGCCCAGAGCAUCAAGAUCUACCAGCCCCCAGUUGAGGAAGAUGACGAAGCCGCUGCCCAGCACGCCCGUAGCCUAAUGGCCGCUAUGCCAUUCGCCGUCAUUGGCUCUGAGAAGGACGUCAAGACGGGCGAUGGACGUAUCGUAAAGGGCCGCCAGUACUCCUGGGGUGUUGCCGAGGUCGAGAACGAGGACCACUGCGAUUUCAAGAAGCUGCGCUCGAUCCUAAUCCGCACUCACAUGCUUGACCUCAUCCACACGACCGAGGAGUUACACUACGAGGCGUACCGUGCUCAACAAAUGGAGACUCGAAAGUUCGGCGAGGCUCGUCCUCGUAAGCUCGACAACCCCAAGUACAAGGAGGAGGAAGAGGCCCUUCGCAAGCGCUUCACCGAGCAGGUCAAGAUUGAGGAACAACGAUUCCGACAAUGGGAACAGAAGCUCAUUGCCGAGCGCGACCGUCUCAACAAGGAUCUCGAGCAAACCCACGCCCAGAUCAAGCAGCUCGAGAACGAAUUGGAGCAAAUGCAGGGCAGCGUUGCUCGCAGCGGUCGUCGCUAGAAUCGCUAGAACACUUUUUACCAUAUUCGGCAACUAGAAGUUUUGGUUCCGCUAGUGCUAGUUAACGCUUUCCCAUCCGAUACGAGUGUACGGAGUUGAGUCGGGUUGAUGCACUUUUUUGCUGGACUCGACAUCUCCGGUUCUAAACAGGCAAUGGGACGUUGAUGGGUGGGGAUAUGCUUACAAGCUUAAUUACGUAUGAGUUGUGCGUUAUUGUGUUGCGAGGUGAAUUGACAAAGUGCCGACGAUUUGCUGAUGGCAAAGGCUUGCGGGAUUGAUGGGCGUGCGUGGGAUUACACUGCGAUAUCAAAAUAUUCUCCUUUUUGGAGGUCGAUUGCACCUCCGUUUCUCCCAGAUCAGUUAGGUUUAGUUUACGAUGUAAUCGCGAGUUUCUAUGAUACCAGUAACAAACCAGAAUAAUUC
This is a messenger RNA of Annulohypoxylon maeteangense, 1986 nucleotides long. Its product is annotated as Septin-domain-containing protein. Gene Ontology annotation, cellular component: septin complex; septin ring; cell division site. Gene Ontology annotation, molecular function: GTP binding; molecular adaptor activity; GTPase activity. The transcript is spliced from 4 exons. NCBI's taxonomy places the organism in Eukaryota, Fungi, Ascomycota, Sordariomycetes, Xylariales, Hypoxylaceae. The record is from RefSeq and is a predicted model, not a curated record. The coding region runs from base 403 to 1563 and encodes 386 amino acids. Gene Ontology annotation, biological process: cytoskeleton-dependent cytokinesis.